Messenger RNA from Heterocephalus glaber (naked mole-rat), 2088 nucleotides. RefSeq names its product regucalcin (gene Rgn). NCBI's taxonomy places the organism in Eukaryota, Metazoa, Chordata, Mammalia, Rodentia, Bathyergidae. Gene Ontology annotation, biological process: L-ascorbic acid biosynthetic process. Gene Ontology annotation, molecular function: calcium ion binding; enzyme regulator activity; gluconolactonase activity. The record is from RefSeq and is a predicted model, not a curated record.
ACCCUCGCGGAGCUCCUACAGGCUGGCCUGGGCCCCCGCAGCAGAGUGAGGCCCGCGCUAAGGAUGAGACGGGUUUAGCCUUCAGCUUCCCAGUGUCUUGCCAUCACUGUCACCUAUGCAGUCGCCUAGGCCGCUGCAGCUUCUGGGCUGAUGGAUGACUCAGACUGUGUGAAGACUGCUCACCUUCGCAGAUACCCCAGUAGGUGGCUGCAUGACAAUGUCUUCCAUUAAAAUUGAGUGUGUCUUGCCUGAGCACUGCCGGUGCGGUGAGUCUCCAGUAUGGGAGGAAGCGUCCAACUCUCUGCUCUUCGUAGACAUUCCUGCAAAACGAGUUUGCCAGUGGGAUUCACUCACCAAGCAAGUGCAGCGAGUGACGAUGGAUGCCCCAGUCAGCUCAGUGGCUCUUCGCCAGUCAGGAGGCUAUGUCGUCACCAUUGGAACAAAGUUCUGUGCUUUGAACUGGAAAAAUCAAUCAGUAGUAGUCUUGGCCUCCGUGGAUCAAGAUAAGAAGAACAAUCGAUUUAAUGAUGGAAAAGUGGAUCCUGCUGGGAGAUAUUUUGCUGGCACCAUGGCUGAGGAAACCGCCCCAGCAGUUCUUGAGCGACACCAGGGGGCGCUCUAUUCCCUCUUUCCUGACCACCAUGUAAAGAAGUACUUUGACCAGGUAGACAUCUCCAAUGGUUUGGAUUGGUCCAUGGACCACAAAAUCUUCUAUUACAUCGACAGCCUAUCCUACUCCGUGGAUGCCUUUGACUAUGACCUGCAGACAGGAAAAAUCUCAAACCGCAGAAGUGUUUACAAGCUGGAGAAAGAUGAGCAAAUCCCAGACGGAAUGUGUAUUGAUACUGAGGGGAAGCUGUGGGUGGCCUGUUACAAUGGAGGAAGAGUGAUUCGUUUAGAUCCUGUGACAGGGAAAAGACUCCAAACUGUGAAGUUGCCUGUUGAUAAAACAACUUCAUGCUGCUUCGGAGGGAAGGAUUACUCUGAAAUGUAUGUGACCUGUGCCCGGGAUGGAAUAGACCCUCAAGGUCUUUUGAAGCAACCUGAAGCUGGAGGGAUUUUCAAGAUAACUGGCCUGGGGGUCAAAGGAAUUGCCCCCUAUCCCUAUGCAGGCUGAGGGACAGGUCUUCUUUCCUGCUGCAGGAAGCUUUGAAGACAACUGGAGAAUUCAGGAGCUGAAAUUUCAAUCUAGUUAUAAAAAUGAAGCAAUGAUAUUAUUAACUGGAUUAAUUUUAAUGUAUAAUUUGGGAGGUGCUGGAGAUUGAACCCAGGGCUUACCACAUGCUAAGCAUUUGCUCCACCAUGGAGCUACAACCCCAGCCUCAUUAAUUUAUAAUUUUUCAAAGGCAAGCUGGGCAUGGUGGAGCACGCCUGUAGUGCCAGCACUCGGGAGGUAGAGGCAGGAGGAUUGCUGCAAUUUCGAGGCCAGCCUGGGCCACAUAGUGAGUUCAGGGCCAGCCUGAACUAUGUAGUGAGACCCUGCCUCAAAAAAAAUUUUUUUUUCAAAAGCAGAGAAUUUUUAACAGAGGAUGACAGGUGGUUUUGAUAAUACACUAUAAGGCCUUCUAUAAAAAGGUCUGUAGAGCUGGGCAUGGUGGUGCACGCCUGUAAUCCCAGCACUUGGGAGGCUGAGGCAGGAGGAUUAUGGUGAGUUUGAGGCCAGCCUGGGCUACACAGUGAGUUCAAGGCCAGCCUGAACUACAUAGUGAGACCCUGUCUCAAAAAACAAAAACAAAAACAGGUCUAUAGAAAGGCGAAAGGUUGUUCAACUGUCUCCCAGCCUUUUGAUUCUUUGGAAAUUGCUCAGAGGGGUUGGAAAGGGACCAUACCUGUUCCUUAUUCUGCAUUCUAUACUUACUAUAUACCUAAAUCUUCAAAAAACUAAUAAAUAGGGGGCUGGGGAUUUAGCUCAUUGGUUCUGCCACCUGCCUCGCAAGCGAAAGGUCCCUAAUUUGAUCCCCAGUACCAAAAGAAACCAAACUAAUAAAUAGGAACUUAGUAAUGAAUUACUACAAUUAUGUUCCCUUUUGUUUUCAUUUUAAUCUUAUAAAGUAUACCGUGAUGCUAAUAUAUCUUGUUAUUACUCUU